Messenger RNA from Ochlerotatus camptorhynchus, 948 nucleotides. Its product is annotated as putative nuclease HARBI1. The transcript is spliced from 4 exons. NCBI's taxonomy places the organism in Eukaryota, Metazoa, Arthropoda, Insecta, Diptera, Culicidae. The record is from RefSeq and is a predicted model, not a curated record. The coding region runs from base 1 to 948 and encodes 315 amino acids.
AUGAGUAGUUAUGAGUUUUGGUUUAGUGAUGAGGAGGAUGAAAUCGAGGAUUUACAUUUUGAAACGGUGCGAGUUGAGCGUCGCAGAUUGAGGGAUUUGAGUAAUCCCUUGGAUAUGCCAUCAAAUUUAUUUUUAAAUUACUUUCGUGUAUCGAAAGAGCUUUUCCGAUAUUUAUUGAACAUUGUGGAUGGCAAAUUAGGAGGAACCAAAUCUUCAUCUGUGCAGCCGAUGUUAAAGCUCUCAGCUGCGUUGAGAUUCUUCGCUGAAGGGAGCUAUCAGAAAGGUGUUGGCAACGAUUUCUUUGCUGGAAUGGCACAACCCACACUAUCGAAGGCAUUAUCCGCUGUUAUCGAUGUGUUCGAAGCAGCAGUUUCAGAAGUCGAAAAGCGUGAAAUCAAGCACAGCUUUUACGAAAAAACUGGAUUUCCCGGCGUAAUAGGUUGCGUGGAUGGUACGCAUGUCAGGAUUGUUAAGCCUGUUGGUGAUAUUCAGCACCUAUAUUACAACAGAAAAGGCUUUCAUAGUUUGAACGUUAUGCUUGUCUGCGAUCAUAAACAGAUGAUCCGUUACGUGGAUGCAAACAGUCCCGGUGCCAAUCACGACUCGUUUAUUUGGAAUAAUAAUCCAUUAGAUGUUGAGUUGAGUCAGCAAUACCAGAAUGGAGAAAGAAAUACUUGGCUUUUGGGUAAGCUUCGAACUAUAGGAGUAAUGAAGAAUGUGUUUAGGUGCAUCUUAGGAGCUCGUCAGCUGCACUACAAACCAGAAAAAGCUGCAAAAAUUGUUAAUGUAUGCUGUGCUUUGCACAAUUUGAGAAAACAAUUUAAUCUUCCCGAUGAUAACUUUGACGAGUUGAUUGAUAUUCAUCAAAUUGAAGAUAAUGCACAUAAUAAUGAAAAUGAUGCAUCAGUAAACGAAAUAAGACAGCAAAUAAUGUACCCUAUCGCUUGA